AACCAGUUCGUGUUCGAACGUACAUAGGUGAACAUCUGGAGCGCGCUACCGUCGCUGUCACCGUCGCCGUCGCUGUCGCUGUCGCUGACUCCGUUUCGUUUUUUGCGUAUGCGUUUUGCGUUUGCGUGCAGCUGAAAUUUGUAUCUGUAUCUGUGCCAGUGGCUGUUCAUCUGUAUCUGUAGCAGUAGCUGUAGCUGUAGCUGUAGCCGUGUGUAGCCGUGCGUCUGUCUGUGUCUGUGUGCGGAUAAGCGUUGCAAUUGUUAUGGUUAUGUUUAUGUCGGUAUUGUUGUCGUCGUCGUCGUCGUCGCCAGUCGCUGCUACGCUCAAUAAUCCCAAUGUUGAUUCUGGUCUGUCGCUCGGUCGCUCGCCCGCCCGCACCUUCAUUGUGUUCAACUGAGUCUCGUGUUUAGAAUUUUGUUUAUGCGUGUGUUAACCAACGGUAAAAUUGUCACAUUGAACAGCUAACUCGAAGAGGUGAACUGAAGCACGAAUUGAUGCGCAAAGACAACAGCAGUGCUAUCUACAUAAACAAUUAAGUUUAAUACCAAUAAUUAUAAACAACAUAAUAAUAAAACAAAACAACUCAAUAAACGAAUACAAAUCUUAACGAAGCUUCAACUUGAGCUGCUCUUUGGCAAUGGCCGCCUAUACACAAUUUGGAUACGGCGGUUUUCCGUCGGCCUCACAGCUCCUGCCGCCGAAUGUGACGCAGACACCUGAAGAUGUCUCGGCGAACGUGAAUGCAUCUUCAUUGGUGAUGACAAACGCGCCGGCUCUGAGCCCCACGGGUGGUGCCGACUGCCAGGCGAGCCAGCAGCAGUCGGGUGGUGGUGGCGGAGGCGGAGGCGGUGGUCCUGGGUCUGGCACUGGAGCUGGAGGAGGAGGAGGAGGAGGAGGAGGAGGCGAUGCCUCAACGGGCGCUCUAAGUCCCGAUGCGCUUUCGCAGAACUCAAAUGCGGCCACGGGAUCAGCUGUGGCUGGCGCUGUCGCUGGCCCCGAUGCGAUCACCGGUGGCUCCCUGGACAGCAGCGCUGUGGGCACAACGCCUACAACGGGCAGCUCCUGCUGCGAGAACGGCCGUCCCAUUAUGACCGAUCCGGUCUCUGGCCAGACGGUCUGCUCCUGUCAGUACGACUCAGCACGGCUGGCGCUAUCCAGCUAUUCGCGCCUGCCGGCGGCCAGCGUCGGGGUCUAUGGCUCGCCAUAUCCAUCGACGGAUCAGAACCCCUACCAGAGCAUCGGCGUAGACAGCUCCGCCUUCUACUCGCCGCUGAGCAAUCCCUAUGGCUUAAAGGACUCGGCACCUGGCACUGAAAUGGGCGCCUGGACCUCGGCUGGACUGCAGCCCACAACGGGCUAUUACUCCUACGAUCCCAUGUCGGCAUAUGGCUAUGGCGCGAGCUACGAUUUGGCUGCACGCCGGAAGAAUGCCACACGCGAAUCGACGGCCACGCUGAAGGCGUGGCUGAACGAGCACAAGAAGAAUCCAUAUCCCACCAAGGGCGAGAAGAUCAUGCUGGCGAUCAUCACAAAGAUGACGCUGACUCAGGUCUCGACUUGGUUUGCGAACGCGCGUCGUCGCCUCAAGAAGGAGAACAAGAUGACCUGGGAGCCAAAGAAUCGCACGGAUGACGAUGACGAUGCGCUCGUGUCGGAUGAUGAGAAGGACAAGGAUGAUGUGGAGUCCACCAAGGACUCGCAUGGCGGCAGCUUGGCCAAAGAUGUGGCCAAGGAUGAGGAGGACCUCAUCGACGAGGACCAAAAGAGUCUGGGCCAGGCGAACAUUUUGCGUGCUGGCUUCGGCUAUCCAUCGGGUGGCUAUCAUGGCGGCAGCGGAAGCAGUCAUCCGGCUGCGUAUAAUCCGUAUCAUCAUCACCAUCAGCAUCCCGCCUACUAUCAGCCGCAACAGACGGUGCUGCCGGCUGCCUUCCAUGCGGGUGAGGGCGGCCUGGGCAUGGCCAGCAAGCACAGCGAGCAUAGCGAUCCAAAAAACCAGCUAGGCCGGGACUGUGGCGUGCCGAUUCCAGCUAUGAAGCCCAAAAUCUGGAGCUUGGCCGACACAGUUGCCUGCAAGACCCCGCCACCGGCAUGCAUGGGCCCCGGGCAAAUGAUGCCACAGCAGCAGCAGCAGCAGCAGCAGCAGUCUAUGCAGCGUCAUCUGCAUCCGCAGUCCCAACAGGAGGGCCAGGGCAUGGCUACCUCCCAGGUGCACCAGCACCAACAGCAGCAGCAGCAACAGCAGCAGCAGCAGCUGCAGAUGGAGCAACAGCCUCUGGCAAUGGGCAGCCACUUGUUCAACGGCACGCCCUAUGUCAGGGCGCAUACCACGGCCUACGGGGGUUUUCUAGGGGCUACGACGCAGCAGCUUCAUACUACGAGCACGAACAGUGCAGACCCGUACAGUCCCAGUGGCCUGCACAGCAGCAGCAGCUCCAACGGCACACAUACGCCUACCAUCCCUACUACGGCAAACCCAAGUCCGAGCGAGGCCAUGAGAUUGGGCCUGGGGCUGGGGCUGGGCCUGGCCGAGUCGCCGGGAUCGGGGCCCUACCCAGCGGUGCGUCAGUCGCAGCCAUCUCAGUCCACAGCGAGUCAGCGGGCGAUGGCGAUGGGGUUUCCCGAAGCCCAACCCGAUACUCCACCCCAAACUCCGCCGAAUAUGAAGGUGCUGAGCGGAGCUUUGAGCCUGCUGCCUACCGCUUCGCAAAUCCCUAUGACCGCUACCUGUCGCAGCAGUAAUGCAGCCUACAGCAAUCCCGGCUGCGGCUAUCCCAUGAAUUUCUCCACGCGCCUCAACGACUACGAAUACCCUGCCAGCCACAACAGGGACGACUACAGCAGCGGCAACAGCAGCGCCAGCAGCAGCUCCUCCUCGCCCCAUCUGCAGCGGACGGCGGACAAUAUGUUCAAGCCGCUCUUCAAGAGCCUGACGUCCGUCUAGACAGUGGGACUGAAGAUCUUAUGUAUUUGCAAUAUCGUAUAUACACACAAGCGCACACACACACACACAUGUAUAUAACAUAAUUUAGAUUUCUGGGCUCGUGCAACAACGUAAUUUGAUUGUGUAAUAUUUAACAGUUAAUAUAUAUAAACACACGCAUAUACACAAAUAUAUAUACCACAUUGGUACAUAAGUACCAAAAGUACUAAAACUUAAUAACUAUAAUAAUAAUAAUAAUGAAUAUAUUAUUAAUGAAAAGCCGUGCAUUGUCUUAAACUAUAUCUGAUGUAAGCAUUAUAAUAGGUUCAGCUUCUUUUAUAAACCGCAUUGUAAUUGUAUACAGGCACAUUUAAACACUUAGCAUUAAGAUUAUAAACUGUGAUAAAUUUUACAUUGUUUAACAGACUUCAAAUUUAAAGAAAACAAAAAAGGAUAAAAAAAGAAAAUGCAAAUAAAUAAUAGUUCAAUA
Drosophila mojavensis is the source of this 3410-nucleotide messenger RNA. RefSeq names its product homeobox protein araucan. The transcript has 7 exons. Lineage: Eukaryota; Metazoa; Arthropoda; Insecta; Diptera; Drosophilidae. Gene Ontology annotation, molecular function: DNA-binding transcription factor activity, RNA polymerase II-specific; RNA polymerase II cis-regulatory region sequence-specific DNA binding. The record is from RefSeq and is a predicted model, not a curated record. Gene Ontology annotation, cellular component: nucleus. Bases 638 to 2941 code for a protein of 767 amino acids. Gene Ontology annotation, biological process: cell development; neuron differentiation; regulation of transcription by RNA polymerase II.